UGUGAUUAAACAAAGACGCAAGGAGACCAUAUGAAGCGCUCUACUAUUACUGUAGGAUUUAUAUAGUUUUUCUAAAUACCAAUUGAAAAAUUACACUACUUGAAACUGACAAUGAGACGUGUCAGAAUAUACUUAGGUUUAUACUGACAUACAAUUCCAUUUACUACCCUUUAUUACAAAACAGAAAGGAAUCAAUUAACAAAAUUUGAAUUUUAUAUAUCCAUUUCGAACAUCAUUUAAUUGCUCUAAGAAACGCGGCGGCGCUGUGUGCGCUUGUUUGGAUCGAUUGGAUCAAUUUAUAUGAGCGGUAAUUUGUAUACAUUUUCAACUGCAGCACAAAGAUAACCUCUAAUGGAAAAAGUAAAACCGGUGGAAAAUGUCUCAAAAUGUGUUAAAAUUAUUUGUCCAUCGGCGGAAGAGCUUAGCGUGAUAACGAAUAAUAUUAAAUGCGACAAGUGUGGUCUUGUAUUUAAAAAUAAACCACGAUAUCGUUUACACGAUCUUAAAGUUCAUCAACGUAAGAAUUUAGAUAAAGCAAUCAAAGAAAAUGUUCAAUAUCAUUGUCCUGUGGAAUCUUGUAUUUACGCUCCAAAUGCCGAAAGACAUUUUAAUAGCAUGAAAUAUCUUAAGCAGCAUUAUCUUAAAGUACAUGCAAAAAAGACAUAUGCAUGUACCCACUGCGACAAGAGUUUUUCUACUGAAGCAGCUAAAGAAGGACAUAUGAGAGUAUGUGGAAUUGAAUUUACAUGUUCAUGCUCAAAAACUUACACUUCUUAUGAGGCAUUACUUACACAUGCAAAACGAUCAUUACAUACUGUAAAUAACAAAUAUAAAAAUUCUUUAAGACGUACAAGCUCAAAAACGAUAAGAAUGAUUUUACCUACUAGUCAAACAGAAAUAAAUAAAUUAAUUGCUAUUUUACCAACAAAUCAAAGUGAGAAUAAAAUAUCUAAUCAUGGUAAUAAUUCAGUGCGUAAGCUUACUUCAGAUAUUGGUGUACAGACUGAUGAACAUAAAAGGAAUAGACGAAUAUUAAGUCCAUCAAAACAUAAUAAUAGUCACUGUCAUAAUGGAAAACGUGAAAUGUCUAAACAGACUCAAACAAACAUAUCUCAAAAGAUUAGGCAAAAUGUAAUAUCUAUGGAGACACAGACUACAGCAGCUUCUCAAAUAUUUAAGAAUGCACUAAGAAUUCAUAAGCAUAGAAAAAGCUCUGUGUCACAAAAUUCUGAUUGUACAUUGUUAAAAGAAGAUCUUAAUCUUGGCAAUUUUACACCUACAAAUUUAUUUCCUAAUAGUCCAUUGCCACUUCGUCAUGAUGAUGGGCUACAUGAUUUUUGGGAAGAUAAAAGUACAUCAGGUACACAAACUAUACCUGAGAAAGAUAUGUUUGAAGUUCUCAAUGAUAAUGUUACUCAAACGGAGUUUGAAACAUUUUAUGAUCAUAAUACAAAUCCACUGAUACAAUGUGUUCCAAAGAGUACAGUUGCACUAAUGACAUUACCUUAUGCUGAGGAAACAUCAUCAGUUGUUGGAGGAUACUCUUUUGUAUCCUCAAACAGCAUAUCACGGUCAGAUCCCAUGCUUACAGACAAAACUUUUGAUGACAAAUUUAGUAGUAUAGAAACUCAGACAGAACAAGCGUAUUCCCAAUCGUUUUUUGAUUCGGAUACCUUAUCCAGAUCAUUUACUUUGAGUUCUACCAUUGAAACGCAAACUACGAACAAUCUCGAUAACAUGGAACUGUUAUAUAGUAAUACAUGCACUCAAACUUGUAAUGAAAUAUUACCAUCUGAUCUGGGAUUAUCAAAUAUUCAAACGCAAACAGCAUGGACUCAGCUCGAGGAUACUACCGUUUCCGCUGAAACGCAAACAAAAUCCUUGCUAUGCGAAACAGGUUGCAAUAUCUCGAUAGGUGCUUGUCGUUCCUGGUUAAGUACUCAAAUUAGUCAUACUGAAACACAAACUGACUUACUUAGUAUCUUUGAAAGUCUUCAAUAAUAAAACAUUUCAUUUUUUUAAUACUAAAUGAAAAUAUAACAACUGAUAUCUGAGAAAAGCCUUUUAAACAUAAAGUAAAAAUAACUUGCAUUUGUUAGAUUUAAGACUUAAUUUUGUCAUAUUGUUAUUUAAUACUUUGGUAUUUUUUAUAUUUUAUUAUAAAUUAAUUUGUUUAAGUUCCUGUGUAUGUGCAAUUUGUUGAUGAAAUACUAUAUGCCUUAAUUGAGAACUGCAUUUUUUAAAGAUUAUAUUAAGUUUUAAAAAGUUGUUUAUAUGUGUAUUAAUAAAAUAAAAAAAUACACAUUAUAGGCAAUAUAUAAUUGUACUAUAAGUAACUUAUUACCAAAUCCAUUAAUUGUAUAAACCUGCACAAUGAAAAAUGUUACUAAUUAUUAAUUUA
This is a messenger RNA of Megachile rotundata (alfalfa leafcutting bee), 2401 nucleotides long. It is a transcript of the gene Asciz, whose product is annotated as ASCIZ zinc finger protein. Gene Ontology annotation, cellular component: nucleus. Lineage: Eukaryota; Metazoa; Arthropoda; Insecta; Hymenoptera; Megachilidae. The record is from RefSeq and is a predicted model, not a curated record. Gene Ontology annotation, molecular function: DNA-binding transcription factor activity, RNA polymerase II-specific; transcription cis-regulatory region binding. Gene Ontology annotation, biological process: positive regulation of transcription by RNA polymerase II.